AUGAAUUUAUCAAUGAUAAAGUUAGAACCAAUCGAACAGAAUACCAACUAUGCUACAGGCAGUCCUACGAUGAUUUCAACGGCCAUAUCAUCUCCUCGUUCGAAUAAGAGACUACGGAAAGCCUCAUAUCCAAUGAAAGCUAUCAAUCCAACACAACUUUUACUUCCAAAUCAAAUAACUCAUUCGCCCAUGGAAGAACCGUUGACUUCCAUCGAUGGUGAUUUAUCUCGACUUGAUCAUCAAGAGGAAGAAAUGCAAAAUCUACCUCGUCUCUCAUCUUCAAAACGGCCUCGACUGACUUACAAUAAACGUUUGGUAGCUAAUGCGCGUGAACGUGAACGUGUUCAUAAUCUAACAGCAGCAUUCGAAGCUUUACGAAGAGUUCUACCAAUGUACGGUGAUCAAGAGAAAUUAAGUCGACUGUCGAUAUUACGCAUUGCUUGUUCGUAUGUUCUCGUGCUUGGUGCAUUGAACGAAAUGGAUUUUAGUCAAGGCGAAAAUGCAUACACAUUGAAUGAAACUUUUCAUAUGCUUUCCUACACAAUUCUCAAUGAACUCAAACGAAAAAAAUCAUAA
Adineta ricciae is the source of this 576-nucleotide messenger RNA. The record is from the annotation of a GenBank genome assembly. Lineage: Eukaryota; Metazoa; Rotifera; Eurotatoria; Adinetida; Adinetidae.